Messenger RNA from Rattus norvegicus (Norway rat), 2535 nucleotides. RefSeq names its product phosphoglycolate phosphatase (gene Pgp). The coding region runs from base 40 to 1005 and encodes 321 amino acids. Gene Ontology annotation, molecular function: phosphatase activity; sn-glycerol 1-phosphatase activity; protein tyrosine phosphatase activity. NCBI's taxonomy places the organism in Eukaryota, Metazoa, Chordata, Mammalia, Rodentia, Muridae. Gene Ontology annotation, biological process: glycerophospholipid metabolic process; glycerol biosynthetic process. The transcript has 2 exons. The record is from RefSeq and is marked validated.
GCGGCGGCGGCGGGUGGCGGCAGCGGUCAGCGGUCGGCCAUGGCGGAGGCGGAGGCCGGCGGCGACGAAGUCCGCUGCGUGCGGCUGAGCGCCGAGCGGGCCAAGUUGCUGCUGGCCGAAGUGGACACGCUGCUGUUCGACUGCGAUGGCGUGCUGUGGCGCGGCGAGACGGCCGUGCCGGGCGCGCCGGAGACUCUGCGGGCGCUGCGGGCCCGCGGCAAGCGACUGGGCUUCAUCACCAACAACAGCAGCAAGACUCGUACGGCCUACGCGGAGAAGCUCAGGCGCUUGGGUUUCGGUGGCCCGAUGGGGCCCGAAGCGGGCCUCGAGGUCUUCGGCACGGCCUACUGCAGCGCGCUCUAUCUGCGCCAACGCCUGGCCGGCGUGCCGGACCCCAAGGCCUACGUGCUGGGCAGCCCGGCCUUAGCCGCGGAGCUGGAGGCCGUGGGUGUCACUAGCGUGGGCGUGGGCCCGGACGUGCUUCACGGCGAUGGCCCAAGCGACUGGCUAGCCGUGCCGCUCGAACCCGACGUGCGCGCGGUAGUGGUGGGCUUCGACCCACACUUCAGCUACAUGAAGCUUACCAAGGCCGUGCGGUACCUGCAGCAGCCCGACUGUCUGCUCGUGGGCACCAACAUGGACAACCGGCUCCCGCUAGAGAACGGCCGUUUCAUUGCGGGUACCGGCUGUCUGGUGCGAGCCGUGGAGAUGGCCGCCCAGCGCCAGGCGGACAUCAUCGGGAAGCCUAGCCGCUUCAUCUUCGACUGCGUGUCCCAGGAGUAUGGUAUCAACCCGGAGCGCACCGUCAUGGUGGGAGACCGCCUGGACACAGACAUCCUCCUGGGCUCCACCUGUAGCCUGAAGACUAUCCUGACCCUCACCGGAGUCUCCAGUCUUGAGGAUGUGAAGAGCAAUCAGGAAAGUGACUGCAUGUUCAAGAAGAAAAUGGUCCCUGACUUCUAUGUUGACAGCAUAGCCGACCUCUUGCCUGCCCUUCAAGGUUAAAGAUCUCGUGUCUUUAAUCUCUGGAAUAAAAAAAAAAAAAAAAAGAAAAGAAAAAGAAAAUCAGCUACCUAAAUUAAUAGGUGGGGCUUAGGAAUAGCUGAGUUAGGUGGCUGCAGGUUAACUGAAGUAAAGGCGGUAGUUAAUCUUGUAAGUAAGUGUUGGGGGGAGGUGUUGUUUACAGAGAAUUAUAUUUUAAGAUGCACUUUUAAGCUUGGAAGGCAUUAUGAGGUGGGCAUAGCACAUGCCCAACGUUCAGGUAACCUCAGGCUCUGUUGCUCCGACUGAAGUGGGUCAAGGGUUGUGUCUUGCUUUUUACUGAAGUGUAGUCAGGGAUCAGGCCCUAAGGUGGGCAGAGUAAAGAAAAGGGGCUCUGAAGUAACCAAACACUGGGGUUUCCCCUAAUGUGAUCAUGCAGCAGAGGUGCCUGUUACUGUACCCCAGUUCCUCACCUUCGGGGUGGGAGCGCUCUAUUGUUGGGGUUUGGAUGCUGCUCUUGACAACCUCCACUCACUCUGCUUCUUUGAAAACCACUUUGACAUCACAGUUGUCUGUUCUGUUUCAGAUGCCCAGCACUGCAGACCCCCAUGCACAGUAACAGCAGCCCAGCUAAACUUUGGCUGUCUUGUGUGAAUUUAACCCAGGUGUCAUAGUGUGGCCUGCUGAGCAGCCAAUUGGGUCCGGAGGGCCUGCCCUGGGCUCCGUGCUGCUUUAUGGGAGCUCAGAACAGUGCUUACUUCUUCAAACUAGUGAAUGGCAUUGUCAAGUGUGGAAUUGGAUCUUAAGUGUCUGAAUUAAUAGCGCUGCUCUGUCUCAAGGGUAAACCCCACUGAAGAAAUCUCAUGCCCCAGUCAGCAGCACAGCCAGUGUGCAAGUCAAGGAUUGCCUUGUUUCCCAGAGUACCCUCUGGGUAGGAAGGAAUGAGGAGCCCAGAAGAUAGUUAAGUCUCUAAGAAAGCAUACAAUUCCCCUUGUCCAGGUCACUUUCGGUUGUGCAUGGGUUAAGUAUCGGUGCUCCUUGAUACCACCACCAAUCUCGAUCUUGGACUUCCUUGUUGGUAGCCAGCCAUAAGGCCUACCAACCACUUGGCUUCUCAACAUCUCUGGCCUUUUCCUCUGCUCUUCAAGUCCCUGACCUUUAGCAAUCUGCUGAGCAGACUGGGAAACAUUCAUGGGGCAUACCCGGGAAGUUGCUCCUUUUGGCCGACUCCUUUCUGGCACCUUGCCCUGUACCAAGUGGCUACUCUCAUGGUCACAGUACUUCACCUGUUCACCAAGUUCUCAGAGCAAUAAAAGUCUGAAGCUGCUCACAGGCCGGGUGGGAGUGGAAUGGUGCCAUAGAUCAACAUGAUGGCAGUAGUGCCUGUAACAUUGGUGGUGCUGAUCCCAAGUCUGAAUAAUGACCAGGCUUGGCAGAUGUGCAGCCAGGGAUGCCCUCUCUGGGCAGAUGCUAGAGAACCUAUGUGUGUUACAUUUCCAGCUUGUCUUGCUGUGUGACCUCAAAUGCACAUUAAACUCAAACCCACAAUGAUUA